Micropterus dolomieu (smallmouth bass) is the source of this 1927-nucleotide messenger RNA. RefSeq names its product HIV-1 Tat interactive protein 2 (gene htatip2). Gene Ontology annotation, biological process: import into nucleus. NCBI's taxonomy places the organism in Eukaryota, Metazoa, Chordata, Actinopteri, Centrarchiformes, Centrarchidae. The coding region runs from base 178 to 1017 and encodes 279 amino acids. The record is from RefSeq and is a predicted model, not a curated record. Gene Ontology annotation, cellular component: cytoplasm. The transcript is spliced from 7 exons.
UACAAUAUCAUACCAAUUAAAUAAUAUAUUAAAACAGUCUCAUGCUGUCUAUCAUAUUGACGGUGACGAUUAUUUCUGAUUUUGUCGUCAGCCUAUCAACGACGCAGAAAGAGAGCCCCGUCUGUAAAGAUGAAGCAACCAGGAAGCGUUCCAGCAAUUUAAGCGUUGCUGAAAGCAAUGUUUGUUAUGAAACUACUGGGCACCACCCUGGGGAAAGCGACCGGGCUCUUAACUGUCGUAAUUGUUGUUAUUGCAGCGGUUUUGAAUUAUUUCGACGACCCCGAUCCGGUUAAAUACAUCAGCAUGGCUGAGGACAUGAAGACAAUGGAGGAAAACUUCAGGCAGCAAAAUAAAAGUUGUUUCAUCCUUGGUGCCUCUGGGGAAACAGGCAAGCUGUUGCUUCAAGAGUUGCUAGAGCGCAACAUCUUCUCCAAGAUUACUCUCAUCGGAAGGAGACAGCUCAUGUUUGAGGGCAAAGCAUAUGAAAACCUGGCACAAGAGGUGGUGGACUUUGAGAAGCUUGAUGAUUAUGCUGCUGCCUUCCAGGGCCAUGAUGUUGGCUACUGCUGCCUGGGAACAACUAGAGCGAAAGCAGGGGCUGAAGGAUUCAUCCGCGUUGAUCAUGAUUAUGUUCUAAAGUCAGCAGAGCUUGCCAAGUCAGGAGGCUGCACACAGUUCCACCUGGAAUCCUCCAGAGGAGCCGAUAAAAACAGCAACUUCCUCUACCUCAAAGUCAAAGGACAAGUGGAAGCAGAUAUUGAGGCACUAGGUUUUGACAGAUAUUCCAUUUACAGACCAGGGGUUUUGUUGGUAGAUAGGCGGGAGAGUCGGCCUAGCGAGUGGUUGGCCAGGAAAUUCUUCAGUGCCUUUUCUGCUGUGUGUUCUACAUCCAUGUCCAUACCAAUCCAAGUGGUGGCAAAAGCAAUGGUGUCAAACACUUUGCUUCAACCUGAGCAGAAGACUGAGAUCCUGGAGAACGGAGCCAUCGCCAGUCUGGGAAAGAGCACAGGGAAAUAAGAGAGCAGAAAUACACUGAGGUAAUUUCAGCAGAUAUACAGAGAUGACUACAUGAUCAUGUCAAAGGAUUUUCACAUUCACAUUAAUUUAUCCAUUGAUUUUGCAACUGUCAGAAAACCAAAGGGUGUUUCUAUGAAAAGUACUUGACUGAACUGGGUUUGCCAGAUUCCUUAUGGAGAAGACAACCUGUGAAGUUAGAAAAAUAUUUGGGUUUAAUUUCUUUGGUCUUUAAUGAUACUGUAUUGAUAUUGUCAUCAGGGAACUUUUGACAGGCUUUUGAUGUUUACCAUUUGUGCUCUGAGACAACACUGAACAACUGCCUUAAAGUAAAUGCUUGAGUUUAUUCUACACUAAAUUAAAAUAUUGGGUGUUUUGAACAUGUUUUCAUUACAUUUUUAUUAAUAUUUAACUGUGUGUUUGAUUUAUGGUUGUAUCACUAUUAAUAAUAUCCAAGGUCUGUGCUAUACCACAUCUCUGCGGUAAAAAUUGCACAGUAUAUGCGCUAUAUUACCGGUAAUAUACAGUUAUUGUUCAUUUUAGAUUUAACAGUAUCUGUAACAUGCAGAUACAAUGCAAUCUGUUUAAGAUAUGACUUUCCAUUUUUACAGUGGUACCAGCAAUGGAACAACUUAGAAUAAAUUUUUCCAAAGCUAGAUGAUGGUUCUAUAAGUAUAGUUACCAAUUUAAAAGGUCUUAAAAGUCCUUGCCCCUCUCUUUCUCUCUCAAAGAUAGAUAUCAUCUUGGAACCAACUUAAAUUAUGCAUGUGCUUGCAAUGAUCCAGAUUACUACUUUUUUCAUUUUCCGGUGUCCUUUCCGGUGUUUUCAUGCAUUUCGUUGCUCUGUGUAAAAGUACUUUGAAUUGCCUGUGUAUUUGAGAGAUGUUGAAAUAAACUUGCCUUCUCUCACUUA